AUGGAACAAGAACUCGGCGACGACUACAUCAGACGUCUGGCAAAUUUCGUGCGCACCAACGAGAAGAAUCUUGCAGAGGCAGGCCUCGUCCGUCGCCGUCGCUCGCUGCAGCGGCCAGUCCCCGAUGCCUCUGCAGCAUCCUAUCUCAACCCCCUAGGCUGGUUCAGUGCCCCCGCCUCCCCAAAUGUUCCCAACCCGGUCGUUCUCCAGGUCGACACACACCACCUCUUCUACAUUCUCAUGCGUCUUGAAGGAGUUGGUCUCGACAUCGGAACUUUGGACGUAGAGGUCGAAAACCCGUCUAGGCCGACAAGCUAUAUCAAUAUACUGCCUAGUAAAGACAAUUCCGACGCCUUGUCUUUGGCAUCGUUUCGUUCUUCACUAUCUGCCAUGUCCACAUUGUCAUUGGGUAGCGGCUGGUGGGGUCGCACGGAGGUGGCCCCGAUUGAGGCUGAACUCAAGUACCUAUUCAGCAGCUUCACCAAGCUUCCGGCAUUGCAUGUCACUGCUCCUGGAAAGAAACUCAUCACAGAGCUAGCAAACGAGUCUCCCAACCGCAACGCCCUACCGAUGGACGUAUUCCGAAACAUUCAGAGCCUAGAAUGCGUUGACAUCGACCCAAGAAUGCUGCUGGGGUGGGACCGCCUGGCUGAAAGCCUGAGAAGUCUGAAGAUCAAGAAGAGCGGGGUAGAGGACAUGGCGGACAUCUUUCUUGGUGCGGUAAUUGACGAUCAGGCGCGGCGAGAAGGAAGCACCAGCCGCCAGCGACGGCGCAGGAUACCUCGUGGCUUGGGGAAGGAAGCUUCGCUCUACACCACACGUCUGCCUGAUUCCGUUCCAGAAGACAUAGAUGGAGAACUGGAAAGCACAUCAGAGACGGCAGCUUCUCCCCCCUCGCCUCCCCCUUCCACCAAACUCUCGUCUCUUCAAUGGGCGUUCCUCAAAUACCUCUGCCUCGCGGACAAUGCUCUCACAUUUUUCCCAAUCGAGUCUAUACCAUAUCUCACAUCUCUCACGCACCUCGAUCUUUCCUCAAAUCUCCUCGUAUCUGUUCCAUCUGGCCUGGGAGCAUUAUACAACCUCAUAUUUCUCGAUCUAUCCGACAAUAUGAUUGACUCUGUUCUUGGAAUAUACACUACCCUUGGCCAAGUUUUACGCAUUAACCUCUCCAGCAAUCGUCUCGAAACUAUAUGCGGCCUCGAACGCCUGCAUGCUCUGGAGCACGUAGACCUGCGAAACAACCGCAUUGAGGACGUAGAUGAAGUCAGCCGCCUAGCAACCCUGCCUAAUAUUGCACAGGUAUGGGUCGAAGGCAAUUCGUUUACGGAGAUUGUGGAGGAUUAUCGAGUAAAAUGCUUUGACUACUUCUGGAAGGAGGGCAAGAGCAUCCUGUUGGACGGGACGCCUCCCACCUUCUACGAGAAGCGCAACUUGACCUCUCCCCCACCAGCGCAGAUGACUUCCUCCAGGUCAGCCCCCGCAGCCCCAUCACCUUCGGUUGUUGCCAUUGCGCAUACCCACGAACGCGCCGUCCCCUCGCCUCCUCCUAAUGCAUCGAAUAAGAGCACACCACCGACUUCCAGCCACGCCUCUCCGCUUCUCGCCCCUGUAGGUGCCGGCGUAGGUCGGCCUCGCAAAAAGAAGGUGAAGAGGAUAGUCGAUCUCGAUCAUGACCACAAUAGCGACGCUGGUUCAUCGCGAAGUCCAUCACACUCGCGGAUGCGCUCAGAGGGUUCCACCAAGGCAGGAGCUAGUAUGAGAAUCCGUGAGCACGGAGCGAAGAAGGUCGAGGACGCGGACGCGAUUGCGACACGUAGCAUCCUAGCAACCCCAGACCACCUGACUGCUGGAGGGGGGGUUGUUUUGUCGUCGUCACCUCUCGCGGCAGGCCCUCUGUCGGCGUCGCCAGAGGGCGCGCCUCAACCUCUUCCCCAGGAGAGACCUCCAUCUCCCAUGUAUUCCAACGGUCGCAUAAGAACGCGACACAGCCGAUACCGGACCGAGUACACGCCCAAUUCGCCCCCAAUAGAACCUGCUUUCGAGGCUGCAAGCUCUACAUCGCCAGCCGCUGCCCUGGUAGACGAUCUUUCGUCCCGGAUGUCUCCGCCAACCUUCAGGCGCAACCCCACCUCCUCCGCAACAGUCGCUAGUAGGUCUUCUCUGCGAAGGGCGCGCGUCAGUGCCUCCGUGUACGAACCUGGGCCUUCGGCCGAGCAGGACCUGAGCAAGCCCAGCGCAGAUCAGUUCCGGUAUGACGCCGAAGCUUACAGGAAGCGUAUCGAGGCGCUGAAGAAGGACAUGGGCGAUGCAUGGCUGAAGGUUUAUAGUCAACGGAUAUAG
Messenger RNA from Pleurotus ostreatus (oyster mushroom), 2340 nucleotides. RefSeq lists its product as uncharacterized. The transcript has a single exon. Lineage: Eukaryota; Fungi; Basidiomycota; Agaricomycetes; Agaricales; Pleurotaceae. Bases 1 to 2340 code for a protein of 779 amino acids. The record is from RefSeq and is a predicted model, not a curated record. Gene Ontology annotation, molecular function: protein kinase binding. Gene Ontology annotation, cellular component: cytoplasm.